Molecule: messenger RNA, 4299 nt
Organism: Apis cerana (Asiatic honeybee)
Lineage: Eukaryota; Metazoa; Arthropoda; Insecta; Hymenoptera; Apidae
Product: leukocyte elastase inhibitor
Molecular function (GO): serine-type endopeptidase inhibitor activity
Source: RefSeq, a predicted model, not a curated record
AAAUAUAGCAUGAGAAGGCGGCAGACACGAACCUAGUAAAUACAUCGGAAUACAAAGGCCGAUUCAAUCAGUCGUGUCGUAGCUGCUGAUCGAUUCGCACGUCUCGUAUCACGAUUCUUUUUGCCAGCGACGACGAGAUCUCUAUAAUUUUAAACAACGCGACGAUUUUAUUCUCUCGAAUAUUUUGUUCAAUUACGUUAUAUAUAUUAAUAAUACUGAUUGAAAUUGUGAAAAGAAUCCACGUUGACGAUUAUAUGUAAAUCGGUGAAGACAACCGGUAAUCGAAUACCAGUUGAAGAAGAAAAGGACGUGACAUUUAAAAGGAGCAAACGGAUUUAGAAAAUAUUUGGAAAACAAUGGUGACUACAUUGAUACUCUUAAGCCUUAUGACCAGUACUUUUGGUCAAUUGAUCUAUCCUGAUGAAUAUAACCGACUCAGAAAUUUAUCAACUAUUCCUCCGGAUUUAUAUUCAAAUAUUGGAAAUUCUAUAAUUAAAAGUAAUUCUGCAAAUUUACCAUCAUUGACUUCAUUACAACCUAUGAUACCCAAUGAAUCGCAAAAUGCAGCAAUUUAUCCUACUCAGAUGGAGAACACAUUACAAGGCUGGAGCGAUCAUGUAAAUAACAUUAUCAUUAAUGGAGUAUUAAAAUUUGCUUUGGACGUAGAACGACAGAUUUAUAGAACUCGAGAUUUAUCUUUAAUGGGUCAAAAAGAUAAUAUAAUUUUCUCGCCGAUCAGCCUUACAGUGACGUUAGCGAUUGUUUUUGCGGGUUCUGCUGGCAGAACUUUCAACGAAGUGUCUAAAGUACUUGGACUCGAAAGUGGUAUUGAUAUCUCACAAAACUCUGAGAUUGUUCAUCAGAUGUUUGGUCUAUUGUUAACGAAACUCCACACCAAGAUAGAUGGAUCUCCUGGACCACGUGUAGAUUUUGCUACAGCCUCAUAUAUCCAGGAAGGAUUUCCAAUAUUGCCACAAUUCAAAACACUGAGCAAUAAUGUUUAUGAAAAUGAGUUAAUCAACGUAGAUUUCAUAAGAAAAGGAAAAACAGCAAUGGACAUAAUAAACACAUGGGUAAAUCAGAAGACAAUGGGAAAAAUUUCAAAAAUUUUGGAUGAUGUGCCUAGUCCAAAUACUAUGAUGAUUCUUUUGUCGGCGCUUUAUUUCAAUGGUGAAUGGAAUCAACAUUUCUUAACAGGAUUUACAAAAAGGACACUAUUUCAUGUUGAGCCAAACGAAUCAAUUCUAGUAGAUAUGAUGUACAAUGCAGGCACUUUUCCUUUUUAUGAAGAUAAACAAUUAGGUGUAAAAAUUCUUGGUCUUCCAUAUAAAGGUCACGAAAUCUCAAUGUAUAUUCUUCUUCCGAAAAAUGCAGGUGCGAAAGUUCUUCGAGAAUUCCAAAAUAAACUAACAGUUGACAUAAUUGAAAAUUUAGUUAAGAAUAUGAAAAAUGAAACUUGUAUCAUUGGUAUGCCACGAAUGAAACUGAGCAGCACAUUGCACUUAGAACCUGUACUUGCUGCGUUAGGCAUAAAGUCUUUAUUUGAUCCUGAAUUAGCGGAUUUGAGUCUUAUAUCUCAAGGCAAGAAUAAAAACAAUCAAAAUGGAACAACUACUAACUCUUUUACGUCAAGAAAUAAUAGAACGAAUACACGUCAACAGAAAGAUUUUAUUUCUUCUCGUAUUUCAAUUCAAAAUGAAAGGGUGAAGGAUCGCAUGAUGAAAAGAAAUUCCUUCGCAUACAAGGAUAAGCUUCGUGGCUAUUCUGUGGAACAAUGGGCAAAUGGAUUUUCUAUUAGAAAAAUUCGUAAUGUUCGUGACGUCAAAGAGAAAAAAGACAGAAAUUUGUAUAGAAUAGAAGAGAGAACUGAAGAAAAUAACAAUCAUGCAAAAGUUAUAAAUCUUGAAGAAAAUAAGUAUCGCUUCCAGGAAAAUAAACAAAGAGGAAGAAACAGAAGACAGAGUAGACCGAUUAAUCAGGAUUUUUUGAAUUAUGUAAAACAAAAGAAUUUUCCCUCGUUUGGAUUGGACAAUCUAAGAAAUAGUGGCAAUUUAGUGAAUCCUCAUCUCUUCGCUUCUAAAGUUCUUCAAAAAGUGGAGAUUGAUAUCACAGAAAAGGGUACCGAGGCUGCAGUCGUAACUAGCAUUGUGCUAGAGCGUGAUGGAAAUCAGAAGAGGCUCAUAGCAAAUCGGCCAUUCAUCUUUUUCAUCAGGCAUGAUCCAACAAGACUCGUAUUCUUUUGGGGCACGUUAAAUGUUCCCACUCCGAACUAUCAGAAUACGUAAUCUGAAACAAGAAUACUUUUUAAUGACGAUAAAGAUGAUUACCGAAAGUAAUCAUAUUGAAUAAUUAUUAACUUUCUUUUAUACCAUUUUUUUUUAUAUUUAUUUAUUUCAGUUUGUCCUCAUAGCUCGCGUUUCUUUUUCUGGCGUUUCUUUUACUGCUAGUCAUGCGGGUGAUUAUCAUUUUUAAAUGAUUUAAUUGUAUUUUGUACAAAAAUCAUAAGAAAUCAGCUUGUUUGAAGAACUCUUUUAUUUGAAUGCGAUGAGAAGCUACAAAUAUUUACACAUGAUUUAUUUAUAUAGUUCUUCUUGUAUUCUAGCUUUUAUAGAUGAUAAAUCUACAUUUCCUAUUAGAACAGUAUUUUUUCAGAAUUUAACAUGAUAUUUUAUUUUAUUUUUAAGUGCAAUUUAAUAUUAAAUUGGAUUGUAUUUUUAUAUAUUGCCUUAUUUAUUUAAGAUUUCAUAUAAUCACAAUAAAUAAAUAUAUUUUUUUUAAUUAUAAAAAUUAAUUGAUGUAUAAACAACAAUGAAAAUAUUUUGGAAUAUAUCUUAAGUGAUUUCAAGUCAUUUUUUUAAUCUAUUUUUUCUUUCGACAACGAAUAUAUAUUUUUUUUAACGAAAAUUUUUCUUUCUGCGAUAUAAAAAAAUCCACUCUAUACAGAUGUGUACAUUUUUUUGUUUUAUUUAAAAUAUUUUACAAUAUAAUACAAGAUCAUAUUUAAAAUUUAACAUAAAUCAAAAAAAAAAUCAAAAUCUUUUUUUGGACGGUUAUACCGUAAUUUAUAACAUAUUUUAAUAUAUUUUAUAAGAUAUGUAAUAUUUUCAAGUAAUUUUACAAAUUUUAUCAUUUGUAAUUUUUUUUUAAUUUCAAAAUAUACGUAAAUAUAAUCACUUUUAAUUUGUUUGACAGAUUUAUACAAGUACAAUUUAUAGUAUAUAAAUUUCUUUAAAAUUUUAUGAAUGAAAAACGAUAUUUAUCAUUUCAUGACAGUAAUCGAUCGCAAAAAUAUUUAUUUUGCAUUUAAUCAACUAUAAAUAUCUUUAAUUCCUUAUUUUUUUAAAUACUAGCAGAACAAAUAGAUUCGUAGUCAAGAUCAAAUUUUAUAGAGAAACAUUACAUUAUUAUAAUGAUUGCUCUCGUGAAAAAUUUUUAAAUUUGAGCGUCACACGCAAAAAGAUGACAUUAAAUAGUUAAAAUGAUCUUUCAUUUCGUGUUAUUUCAUGACGAAAUAAAUUAUUUCAUAAAUAAUCAAUCCAUAAAUAAAUUCCAUAAUAAUGAAACGAAGAUAUGAUUAUAAUCACAAUAAUAAAAUAAUAGUAGAAAUUUUAUAAGAUUAAGAUUUCUUUUCUUCACAACAAAACUAAUGCACCUAAAGCAAAAGUAUUUAAGUUAUAAACAAAUAAUUGUGAUUUGAUCGUGUUUGCUGCUUCAUUUGUUAUUCUAUUUUUGAUAAUAUACAAUCUUUUUAAACAGAAAAGAAUUUACAAAAAAUUGUUAAAAAUAUCUUUCUUAUAUAAAAAAAUAUCUCUACUUUAAAAGAUUAAAUUCGAAAACAAAAAGAAUUUCCCUUAUUUGUUUUAUAACAAAUAUGUAUAAUUUAUGAUACUUAUGCUAGGCGCAUGAUGUAAUAACAUCUAGUAGUUAUUCAAGUAAUUAAGUUUCUUUAUAUCUUCGUAAACGUUUUGCACAUUCUAAUACUUUUUUAUAAAUAAAAUUUUAUUUAAUUUACUGCAUACUGUUCUGUUGACUUAUUAGUGGAAAUAUUUGUGUUAUUUUGCCAAUUCCCUUAGUACGACCUUCUCGUAGUAGUAAUCGCAUACCGACAUGCAAAUAUUCUGGAUGGUUAACAAACCUAAAUAGCACAGACGCUGUAUCGUUUGUCUGUAAACCUCUGUCCUUCGCGUCCAUUAUUCCUUUUAUAAUACAUGUUUGUCUUACAUUUCCUACAUGGACAGUUGUUUGAAAACCAGAAAAUAUUGCAGUCGCAUGAUAUACUAUUAACACAGUUGCCUAAAA